GCACGAAGGCAGUCCGAAACAGGCAUUCGUCGUCCUCAAGAAGAGCGUCGUGCCCAGAAGGGCAGCUUGCGCCAGCCUUUUGAGGCUCCCCGCCGUGGGGGCGUGGUCGCGCAGGAGGCGGCUCUGCCAGAGUAGCAGCCGCCCGCGCUGCGCCCCUUCAAACGGCGCCUUUCCGAGCUGUUGUGGCCGGCCUGUGCCACUCGCUCCGACCGAAGCAUGUCCGCCUGGGGCUCGGCGUCGUUGCUGUCGCUCGCAGCGCUCUGGCUGUGUCUGGCUUCAAGGGCGGCGGCGGCGGCGGGAACAGUCUGCUCUCCCUGCCAGCCGGAGCUCUGCAUGCCCGUCAAGUGCGCGGCGCCCGAGCUGUCGGCGCGGGACGAGUGCGGCUGCUGCGAGCGGUGCCUGAGUGCUGAGGGCGAGCGCUGCGGCGGCGAGCGGGGUGCUCGCUGCGGCCCGGGGCUCGUCUGCGUGAGCCAGCGCCAAGCGGAGCCGCCGCCUGAGGCUGGAGAAGAGGGCACCGGGCGGUGCGUGUGCAAGGAGGACGGCGCCGUCUGCGGUUCCGACGGGCGCUCCUACGGCAGCGUGUGCGCCCUCCACUUGCACAGCUGGCGCGCCCUCCACGGCGGUCGGGAACGUGUCCGGAAGGCGCACGACGGCGAGUGCAAGCUGGCUCCUGCUAUUCUUGUGCCACCAAAAAGGAUACACAAUGUAACUGGAGCCCAAGUCUAUUUGUCCUGCGAAGUGAAAGCAGUCCCAACACCCAUCAUCACCUGGAAAAAGGUUACAGAAUCACCAAAGGGAGUUAAGCUCCUAGAAGAAUUGCCUGGAGACAGAGUCAACAUGGCAGUCCAGGUUCGAGGUGGUCCUUCUAAACAUGAAAGCACAGGCUGGGUUUUGAUUAACCCAUUGACAAAAGAAGAUGAGGGUGUUUACCAGUGUCAUGCAACAAAUAUGGUGGGAGAAAUACAGGCAGAAGGACAUAUUAAAGUGCUGGAGCAAAGUAAAAAUAAGGAUACUUUCCCAGCAUCAGAAGACAUGAAGUAGCAAGAAGUGACUGGACUACCUCCAAGGGAAAUCAGAGCUGAGCACAGACUAGAAACCAGUGAACUAGUGACUUCCUCUGCUUUCUUACUGGCUGAGGACUAGAAACCAUCAUCUCUAUGUUCUUCAUAAAUGGUGCAGUUUAUAUACUUUUCUAGAGUGUCUGAUUAAUAUUGGAUGUAGUUAAUAAUGUAACAAAAAUGCUCAAUAAAAGCAUGGCUUUUUUACCAUUUUAA
Molecule: messenger RNA, 1274 nt
Organism: Hemicordylus capensis (graceful crag lizard)
Lineage: Eukaryota; Metazoa; Chordata; Lepidosauria; Squamata; Cordylidae
Gene: IGFBPL1
Product: insulin like growth factor binding protein like 1
Exons: 5
Coding region: 217-1041 (274 amino acids)
Biological process (GO): regulation of cell growth; regulation of signal transduction
Cellular component (GO): extracellular region
Molecular function (GO): insulin-like growth factor binding
Source: RefSeq, a predicted model, not a curated record